Molecule: messenger RNA, 2814 nt
Organism: Mesocestoides corti
Lineage: Eukaryota; Metazoa; Platyhelminthes; Cestoda; Cyclophyllidea; Mesocestoididae
Source: the annotation of a GenBank genome assembly
AUGCGACUUAAAAUUCCGCAACCAGUUCAAACCUGGUUCAACACCAGGCGGCACCUUCAGUUAGAGAAGGCAGAAGACCAGUCAGAUGAAAGUGCGUGCACUACAACCAUCGCCAAUCCAGUUAUCCUCGAGGCUAUCCAAAACCUCUGCUACGAAAUAUUCGCCUUGCCAGUGUGCACCACAGAGGCGAUAAAUGUUGCCCAAACAAUCUGCGGUCACAUCUACUAUUUUGCCCAAAGUACAAAUUCUGGCCUUCAGCAACUUGUAAUGGACCUGCUCCCAACCCUCUUACAUGUCUACCUCGUUAUAACAAGCGUAAGCGAACACUGUGCUAGACGUUCUUGUCUUGUAAUGCUAGCUCUACUUUCCGGCGGAUUGUCUUACGUGUGUGCCGACGAGCACGCAGCCACACGACCCUGCACCAUAUCCACCCCUUCCUCGCGGACAUUCCUCUCCUCUAACGGCAAGAGCAUGCGUGCUCGCAAGUCGCUGCGCGAACGUCUUAAGAAACCGGGUUCCUCAUCGUCGGCAGGGGGUGUGGCGACGACGACGACGCCCAAAUUUCGACGUCCCAUGGUCAGUUCUGCCGUCAAAGACCGAACACGCAGGAUCUUUGCGGGACUAACUCCCAACGCUGAAACGACCGGUGGUUCGACGGCAUCGUCGGAGCUCACUGCGGGCACUAACCUCGCCACACUCUCGGCCAUUCUCGAGGCUCUACUUCUUGGGCUGUACAAUACCUACGCCAGUCAGAAGCGAUUCGCCACGCCCUCGUAUUUCACCCUGCCGCCGUUCUCGGACGGUUCUGUCUUUUCGGGCCCCCUUCCGGUGUCUGAGGUGGUGCGACGGCGCGCUGAGGCCUUGGCGCGCUCGUCCGCCCACGAUUCCGGAUUGGUGGCGUGCCUCCUGGGUCCGUCGGGUCUGCGCGACCACAGCCUCCCUGAACGUCUGCUUGACGCCACCACGUCAACGCCGACGCCUCGACAGGGUUCACGCAGUUGGAAGAAUUUCGGACGACGUCGUCAUCGGCGUCACCAGCAUCGGCCGACGAGCCGCCACCGUGCCCGCGCCGAUCGACUGGACAUCGCCUGCAUCACCGCACCUCUCCAGUCAGCUGCCAUGCAGACGGCGAAGGAGGAAGAGGAGCUGGGGCAUGCUAGCCGAUUGGAUGGAAGAGAGGAGUCGGAGAACGCAAGCUCUCAGGACGUCCACAGUUGCCCACCUGUGGAGGAGGCUGAGGAGGGGGCAGUAGAUAGCGUCGUCGUGGAGGAGGAAGGCGGACCGAACGUUGGGGAGGAAGAGGAAGAAGAAGACGACGACGACGAAGACGUCUCGGCUUUGAGUGAAUUCCAAACAACCACCAGUACCCCCGAAGAACUCGCCAGCAACGGCUCCAUCUACUCGGACGACGAAGUUGUCGCCCUCGAAGAAGAAGAAGAAGAAGACAGUGGACUACGGCACAUUCCAAACACCUCGUCUCCUGUCUCCAACGGCCGACGGACACACUACGAGUCGAACUCCUCAAACGUCAAGAAACGUUUGCCCACUCUACUGAAUGCAAACUGCAACGAAACCUGUGAUGAAGUCCCCAGUGCGAGUGAGACUGAGGAGGAGGUGGAGGAGGACGACGACGACAACGUGGCAUUUGAAGUGGAAGAAGGAGAAGAUGACGGUGACGGUGACGACCUCGAGAUGGGAGACGCCGUGACGGCCAACAGCUGUCCACCAUCACCGGACGACCUCACCAGCGCCACUGCCUCUGACGCCCUUCCUUCUGCUCCACCGCCAUCACCACCACCCCCGCCGCCGCCUCCGCUUCCCCCAGCUCCACAACCACCGGCACCAGCCAGUCCACCCCCCGGAAAAGCCAAGCGGAAGACGAAAUCGACGUCGGUGAAGAAGGGGGAUCAGGUUGACCACUUCGAGGCCGCGCGCAGCACACCGCGUCCUCGCAUGUCACGCAUACCCUACAUUUGCUCGCAGUUCGUCAUUGACCUGCUCCCCGGACUGCACUACAUCCUGGCAACGCCGCAAGCCCAUCUCGCCGUCUCUGCGAUUCACGAACUCACGACGCGCGCAACCAUCGAACUCUGGUCCAAUGUCCUUCUUUUCGUCAACGGCGUCUCCAACAGCAAGUUCUUCCUCGACGCCGUUCACGCAAGCGCGGUUUCGCGCAAGAGUGGGUGCUGUGCGACAACUUCCAUCACCCAACUUGACCAGACCAACCAGUCGAACACCGCGACCUCGGCGGUCUCCGUUGAACAGUCUCCUGCGCUCUCCCUGGAUCCACUCCACCACCGCCAUCUUCCAAGGCCGUUUCCCCCCUCCUCUUCCGAAGACGAGCAGCAUUCCUUCGCGGGCGUAACUGGUCGUCACCCGUGCAAAACGGUCAUCACGAACGCCUCCUUUCAGACUGUCCGACCUGAAGAGGACAUCCCUCUUGUGAAAGUGCCUGGUCCGGCGGAGGUGGCGCCGCCCUCGUGGUUGCCACCGCCGACGCCGCCGCCUCCACAGCGAAUCCGCCCUAAAAGCCUCUCCCCGCGUCCGUCUCUCGCCUCACGCCGCCCACCCCAGACCCUGUCGCCCCGUGAUAUCUUUCUGCGCCUGAAUUGCACCAACUGUGGAACGUCGAGGACCCUGGAAGCACCCUCGCGCCACCGACCGCAGUCGUUUAAUGCUCGCCCCAAGAAUGUGCUCAUACGUGUGAACCUUGAUCGAAAUCCACAGUUAACAAAGCAGUCUGCAACCCUCUUCGCAUUGCUUAUAUUUUGCGCCGCCUUGAAAUUGCCUCGUUCGUUUGAUCUUUGCGGUUAA